GGUGAGUUCAAUGCAUCAUGGAAGCAACAAAGUUGGGUCUGCCAAUAACAAUAUAAUCACCAACAAUGGAGUUCUCAAUAGCAAACACUAUCAUCUUCUUCUUCCACUGAAUCCAGCAACCUCCAACCAAGUCCUCACAUGGAGGAGAAGCGCCGCGAUUCUGGAAAUUUACCGGCCAAUACUACCGAUUCUCCUUCAUCGGAGCCGCCUUCUUCUCGCCGUCGUGCUGGAGCUCAUAAGCGAAAGGCCAGCGCUCUUAGUGGCUCUAACUCCUCAUCCGGGCCCUCGAAACGCGUUACUCGCGACAAAUCUGCGCUUUCGCAUCCUCCAAAUCAUAGCGGCCCCUUCACCAGAGCUCGACUUGGCCCUAACAAUGGCGCUGGAGCAGCAUCCGCUAACGCGGCUGGAGGUUUUGCUGCCGGAUCAGUUAAGGCGGAGGGCUCUUUAUUUCAUUCCGAAGUUCAGCGUGGAGAUGCGUUGGUCGCUGCAGCGGAGGAAUUGAACAAGGCGAGUAGAUUGGCGAAUUUGGAGGCGUCUUUCGAAACUGAUUUCGAAGUUAUUAAAUCUCGAGGUGCAAAUGUUCAUGUUGUUCCGAAUCAUUGUGGUUGGUUUUCAUGGACAAAAGUCCACCCGAUUGAGGAAAGCACAAUGCCUACCUUUUUCAGUGGAAAGGCUGGGACUCGAAGUCCUAAUAUUUAUAUUGAGAUACGCAAUUGGAUUAUGAAAAAAUUCCAUGCAAAUCCUAGUACGCAGAUUGAAUCAAAAGCUUUAUCAGAGCUGGAAAUUGGAGAACUAGAUGCUAGACAGGAGGUGAUGGAGUUUCUAGACCAUUGGGGUUUGAUUAAUUUUCACCCUUUCCUAGCCGCAGAUUCAAUUUCAACAAAUGAUGCUGACAAUGAAAAUCAAAAGGACUCUUUGGUUGAGAAGUUGUUUCACUUUGAAACAUUAGAAUCCUGCCCAUCUAUUGUUCCAAAGAUUAAUGCUACCACUGCAGCUCCACCUAGAUUGCUUCGAGAAUCUGCAAUUUCUGAAGAGAUGGUGAGGCCUGAGGGUCCAUCUGUUGAGUACCACUGCAACUCAUGCUCUGCUGAUUGCUCUCGGAAACGUUACCACUGCCAGAAGCAGGCAGAUUUUGAUUUAUGUUCGGAGUGCUUUAACAAUGGGAAAUUUGAUUCUGAUAUGUCUUCAUCAGAUUUUAUUCUCAUGGAGUCUGCUGAGGUUCCUGGUGCUAGUGGAGGUAAGUGGACAGAUCAGGAAACUCUCCUCCUCCUUGAGGCUUUAGAGCUUUAUAAGGAAAACUGGAAUGAGAUUGCAGAACAUGUGGCCACCAAAACAAAAGCCCAAUGUAUAUUGCACUUCAUUCAAAUGCCAAUUGAGGAUACCUUUCUUGAAUAUGAAGGCAAUGUUGAAGUCAGUGCAAAAGAAACUAUUGUUCCACCUUUAAUUGAAAAUGAUUCAUCAGUUCCUUCUGAUAUCACUGAAUCAAUGGAUAAUAAGGCUACUGGAAAAGAGGCUUCAAAUGUAGAAAGUGCGAGCAAGGAAGAUACAGGUGAGGUAAAAGUUGGGCAGGAUAACUCAAAAUCAGAGGAUGUUGAAGGAAAAGCUUCCUUAGAUAACUCUAAAUCAGAAGAUGGUGACCAGAAGGUUUCUGAAGACAUUGCCUUGAAUGCUUUGAGGGAGGCAUUUGAAGCCAUUGGUUAUAUAUUAACACCUGAGCAUUCACUUUCAUUUGCUGAUGUAGGGAACCCUGUCAUGGCACUGGCUGCAUUCCUUGCACGCUUAGUUGGACCAGAUGUUGCCAGUGCAUCAGCCCGUUUUUCUUUGAAAAGCAUAUCUCAAAAAUCUCCGAGUUUAGAACUGGCUACAAGGCACUGCUUUAUUUUAGAAGAUCCACCGGAUGACAAGAAGGCACAAGUUAAUUCAGAGAGCAUUGACGACGUGGAAGCUCAGAAAAAUGAUAAAGAACAGUGUGCGAAACAGAGGGAAGACAAUUCUACUUCGCUCUUAGAUGACAGAGCCUUAUCAACUAAUAACAGUAAUAACAAAAGUGGAGAAUCUGUGAUAAAGGAAACAACGGAGAAUGGAAAUUCUUCAGAUGCUAUUGGAGAACACAAUCCAGUUAUCAAUCAUGGUUCAGAUACAAGUAAUUUGAAAAAAUUAGGAGAACCAGAAUUGCCUAAGGAUGAAAAAACAGGCAUUGUGAAGGAAUCUAAAAAUUUAGAAUCAAAAUUGUCAUCAAAUCCAGUUGAAAAGGUGGGAGAAGGAACUCCUGUUGAAAAGCCAUCUCAAUCUACGUUGUCACCAAAGGAUGUACAUAUGUCAGAUUCGCAGCAUGCUGAAAGUUCUGAGAUUCAGAAACAAGUUCCAUCUCGUUCUGCCAAAACUACAAAAGAAUUAGAUGAUGAGACAAAUCGUUUACCAUCCGGGAACGAGCCUCAAGUAAUAAUUUCUGCUAAUUCUGUGAAAGAAGCCUCUUACAAUGUAGCUAUGUUGUCUGAUUCUCACGAUAAGAAUGAACCUGGACAAACUGAAACAUCGAAAUCUGUGGUUGACCAUGGAGCAACCAAGGUCUCUGAUUCUUUGUCCUCAGCAGUGAUUGCGACACCACAACCAGUCGAACCAAAUUCAGUUGUCGAAAGAGGAGCAGAUGAUAAUCAAAGCAAGGACAAUAAAGAAGAAAACUCCAAUAGUACAAGUAAAAAAGAGGAAAAAGUUGAUAAGCUGAAGCGUGCUGCGGUUACAACACUGUCAGCAGCAGCAGUGAAGGCAAAAAUUCUGGCUAACCAGGAAGAGGACCAAAUCCGUCAACUCGCCAUGAUAUUAAUUGAAAAACAGCUGCAUAAAUUGGAAAGCAAGUUAGCAUUCUUCAAUGAGAUGGAUAAUGUGACAAUGAGAGUGAGGGAGCAACUAGACAGAUCAAAGCAAAGGCUUUUCCAGGAACGAGCGCAGAUAAUUGCCGCUCGACUCGGUCUACCAGCUUCAUCAUCACGAGGUGUGGCACCAACAUUACCAGCAAACAGAAUGGCCAUGAACUUUGCAAACUCAGCCCCAAGGCCUCCAAUGGGCAUGAUGCCCCAAAGGCCACCGACUUCGGGACCGUCGGGUAUGGCUGCUACUAACCCUAACCCCCAAUACGCAACCACCAGUACAACAAUUUCUGGGAAUUCAUUUCGCCCUGCAAAUCAGGACACACUUUCUUCUGUUGGGACCAAGUAAAUCAAUAUUAGUUUGCAGGUUGAGAUUGCAACCAUUUUAAUACAGUAGAAUUCACACUUCAGUUUACUUUGUAACCUAUUUGAUUUUAAUGUUGUAUUAUAUUUUGAAUCAACUAGGAACCUUUUAAAAUUUGGAAGGAAAAAGAAUCUAAUUUAGCUUGCCUGACUUUAUAACACUCCCUUUGUAUUCUGACCAGCCUUCCGUCUCUUCAAAUUCUUACCAUCACUUAAGUGGUUUUCAAUUGGACAUUUCAUUUUAUAUAGUAGAACGCUUUCGGGAGA
Messenger RNA from Benincasa hispida (wax gourd), 3497 nucleotides. RefSeq names its product DNA-binding family protein (gene CHB3). Gene Ontology annotation, molecular function: protein binding; zinc ion binding. The record is from RefSeq and is a predicted model, not a curated record. Lineage: Eukaryota; Viridiplantae; Streptophyta; Magnoliopsida; Cucurbitales; Cucurbitaceae.